UCUCGCCCAAGUGGUGCCUGCUGCAGUUCCGGCCAUGGGCGAGCCGUCUGCAGACGUGCGGGCUUUCCUGCUUCAGCACCCAAGCCUGCGGCUGCUGCCCGGCGCAGACAGGGUGCGCUGCGCCCUGACGGGCCACGAGCUGCCCUGCCGCCUGCCCGAGCUGCAGGUCUACACCCGCGGCAAGAAGUACCAGCGUCUGGCGCGCGCCCCCGCGGCCUUCGACUACGCCGAAUUCGAGCCGCACGUCGUUCCUAGCAGCAAGCACCCGCACCAGUUGUUCUGCAAACUCACCCUGCGCCACAUCAACAAGUCCCCUGCGCACGUGCUGAGGCAUACCCAAGGACAGAGGUACCAGAGAGCCCUAAGGAGAUGUAAGUCACCAGAUGAGGACUGUCAGAAGCAAGGUGUGGAAUAUGUCCCUGCCUGCCUGCUGCACAAGAAGAGGAGGGUGGAAAGCCAGGUGGACCGGAACCAGCCACCGGGCCUGAGAGAAGCCUUCUGGGAGCCUCUUUCCAGUGAUGAGGGUGGAGCCCUGAGUGAUGACAGCAUGACAGACCUGUACCCACCGGAGCUCUUCACCAGAAAGGACCCAGGAGGACCUGAGGACCUGGAUGGUGCUGAUGCCUUUCUGACUGAUCAAGAGAAUGAAGAGCUGAAAUCCCCAAGAAUGAAGGGCACAGGGGACAGAAGAGAAGCUAAAGUGGACUUGAAGCGGAGAAAGAAGCACCUGCACUCACUGACCAAGAAGCUCAAGAACCAUCACCACAAGCCCAAGAGCUUUGGCUCCUUCAAGCAGUCGGGUUAAUAAAGGUUGUGGGGACAGUUUUUGGUGUCCUUGGUAAGUCUAGACUCCAGCAUCUUCCCUCCAUUCAUCCUAGUCUCCUGGCUUUGCUACCCCUGAAGCAGGGCUGAGGAACCUGCUUGGCACUGGGUGGGGUCCCAUAACCAGGAGGCAGCAGGGACCCUGAGGGCAACUGCUCCCUGAGUGUGGUCUGCCAGUGUCCUUGGCAAAGCCUGGGGUUCCCAGCUCACUACAGCAUCCUGAGGGCCCUGGCCAGCCUGCAGACACCGCCACAGGAUCACAGUGCAUACCACAAAUGCCAUUGUUUAUUUGAUGUGUUUCCAAAAUCAAAACGUUUUCAAACACAACUAAGAUAUAAAAUACAGCAUAAAAAUGAGAUUUAUACCUAUUCCCAUAUAAAGCAGAAGCAUUUUCAGAGACUGUCUUGCUGAAAUCCGUGGGUAAGCCGUGUUUCCUUUCCUCCCCCAUCCUGGCCCAGCUCACUCAGGCAGCAGGGUGGAGGGUGGAGGCCACCCCUGCUGACCAUGCACUUGGCUUCCUAGGUCUGCCCUAUUCCACAAACAAGUGGCACCACAGGAACUGGUGUGGCCAAGUGUCACCUAAUAGGGCUAUUACACUGUAUUAAUCAGGAGGGAUACAUGCUGAGGUAGCCCUGCAGCUGAAGCCAUCACUGGAUCUUCAAUACACUGGGGAGCAGGCCCCAGGCAGAGCCUCAGUGGCAGGUGGUACAGGCCAGGGUGUGGGGAAGGUGUACCAUGAUGCCCUUGUAGUAGGUAGGGGCAGGAGGCUCAGCUGGCCUGCAGCAGCCCCAGGACACUUCAGUCCUGCACACCCAGGAUGGGCUCCGGGAGCUACACCCAGCACAGAGUGAGUGGCCAUCUUCCCUCCUUGUCAGGCACCUUGGUACCUGGGAUCGGGCAGGAGUAGGUGUUUUUCUGACUACCCUUCUGGCACUCACUGCCAUACAGAUGAACAGGGCACCCCAGUGUCAGACCCCCACCUCACCAAAAAGAGGAACACGGUAUAAGGCAAUGUUAGAAAACUUUAAAUACAGGAUCAAGAUCAAAUUGGUAAGGCAUCACAAAUUGUAGAAAGUAAUCUUGGCUGCAUUGGCAUAGCAAAUGGACAAAAUCUGAGCAAGCCAUAGCCUUGGGGCCACCCACAGGGCAGGUGCAGUCUGGAAUGGGUGCUGCCACGCUGGGAUGGAGCACAGCCUAGGGUAUCCAGGCCUUGCUCUGUGAAGGUCGAGUUGAGGUAACUGGGUUGAGCCUGUGGGUCUCCAAGACUGGGAGCUCCUGACAUUGCUGGGCCCCUUGCUGCUGCUCCUCCCCAAACCAUUCAAGGGGGAGGGGGUGGCCAUCCUGUGUGCAGCUUCCCCUGGGUCCCUGCCUUGAGCCACUAAAGCUCUGAGAGGGUCUCUAUCUCCCAGUGAUUGAUCCGAGCUGGUGGUGUUGAUGAAUUCUCCCUCCAGCUGCAGCCCUGGUCGCCCUCCAGUACUGCAGCACUGUGGGGCUGGGGCUCUUCUGAAUAGCCUCACUGAUUACUAUAAGGUAUUACAAUGCAGGGGCAGAAACAAUGUUGAAGCCACUGAUUCGCAUUUCAACCAGGGAGUUUCGGGGUGUGAAGUCUGGCUGCAGCAUCCAAAACCAUUUAGUAGUUUGAGCUAAGAAUGUAAACUUAAAAAACAAGAGGGAGGCUGCUCUGAAUGAUACAGAUGUCUGCUCACAGUACAGCUUGAAGU
Molecule: messenger RNA, 2543 nt
Organism: Urocitellus parryii (Arctic ground squirrel)
Lineage: Eukaryota; Metazoa; Chordata; Mammalia; Rodentia; Sciuridae
Gene: Surf2
Product: surfeit 2
Source: RefSeq, a predicted model, not a curated record